Messenger RNA from Beta vulgaris subsp. vulgaris (sugar beet), 1048 nucleotides. Its product is annotated as protein DEHYDRATION-INDUCED 19 homolog 5. Lineage: Eukaryota; Viridiplantae; Streptophyta; Magnoliopsida; Caryophyllales; Amaranthaceae. Bases 54 to 713 code for a protein of 219 amino acids. The transcript is spliced from 6 exons. The record is from RefSeq and is a predicted model, not a curated record.
GAGUGACUCAGAACAUCAGUAGCAGCAGUAGAAACUAGAAAGAAGACAUUUUUAUGCAUCAUCUUCAAAAGACUAACAAAAAAAAACUAGAAGCAACAAUGGAUGCAGAUUUAUGGGCAUCAAGAAUUAAUUCUUCUAAGAAUCCCUCUGCUCAUAUCAGCUCAGGAAAUCGAUUAGUGUUGGAUGAUUCCGAAGUAAAGGAUGAUGCAAGGACUUACUUCACUUGUCCAUUUUGCUAUGUUGAUAUCGAACUCGCUACUCUUUGUGAUCACCUACAAGCAGAACACUGCUUUGAUGUCAAGAACGCGGUUUGUCCUGUGUGUGCACUAAAUUUGGGCAAAGAUGUUGUUGGUCAUUUUAAGACGCAUCAUAUGAAUUCAAUCAAGACUAGGAGAAGGUCUCAGAAGUCAGGAUUCUGGAACUUUUAUGCUGGUAGAAUGAUUGGUGGCAUGACUGCUAAAGGUGGCUCAGAAAAUGUGAAUGCUUUAGCUCCUGAUCCACUUCUCUCUCCAUUUUUGUGUAGCAUACCAUGCUCCGAUAGUAGGGAUGAUCAAUCUCAAGAUAUGUGUUCCAUUGAUGAUACCUCGUCCAUCCCAAAGACAUCAAGCUCAAAACCAUCGAUGUUGAAUCAUAGUCAAGAGAAGGAAGACUCGGAAGAGUUGAGGCAGAGAACUGAGUUCUGUCAGCAGUUACUUUAUUCAACCAUAUUCUAAAAUCCCUCCCUUAAAUUUUACACUAAUACUAGAGAAGUGCUUCCCAUCAAGUUAUGGUAAGAGAUGGUAGUACAAGUUUUAGAUGGUAGUACAAGUUUUCGGUCGUGCAACUACACAUUCCUGCAUAUUCAAUCUCAUGAUCUAGAUUUUCCACAGAAGCUAAUAUUAUGAAUUCUAUUGAUCUAUUAAAGGUAAUGUAUAGGAUAGGUAUCGAAAAUUAUCCGAGUAUCAGUUAUUUUAGUGUAGCAAAGAUGAGCUUCAUUUGCACCUAUGUAAGAUAAUAUUAGUAUCCUCUUGCAUGCUAUAUAGUAUUACUUUAUAUUUCCUCUUGAAAA